GGGGGAACAGGACUGGCGAGCUAUGCAUGCAUGUCUUGGCCUGCGUAUCUAUCUCUAUCUUUACGCAGGUACCUACUCCAUAGAGAGGGAGACAGCAUCUCGCCGCAAUGCGACUAGGUCUGGAGUCAGGCAAUACCCCUCAUCGUAAUUGGCGCCGCCUCAUCUCGCUAAUUCUCGUCAUCAUGCUCGUCACCAUGGGGGCAAUGCGUGGCUUCGGCAUCAGCUCGCUUGUCACGCUUCCGUUCAUAUUGCCUGCCGCGGCUUUAGCUCGUGAAAAUGGCCCUUAUAAUAAUUCGCCGGGCCUUCCCAUGGUCAUAAACACGUGGGGUGGUCCGUUCACGGCCGGCACCGAAGCCGCAUAUCUGUCUCUGCUGAAGACGGAGACAUCGGCACUAGACGCCGUCGAGCUUGGGUGCAGCACGUGCGAGGCAAACCAAUGCGAUGGCAGCGUCGGCUACGGCGGCUCGCCCGACGAGAACUGCGAGACAACCCUAGAUGCCAUGAUCAUGGACGGCACCACGAUGAAAUCCGGCAGCGUAGCAGCUCUGCGACGCAUCAAGAACGCCAUCGGCGUCGCGCGCGCAGUGCUAGAGCACACGACGCACACGAUGCUCGCGGGGGAUUUCGCGACCGACUUCGCCAUCAGCAACGGGUUCGCAGCGGAGAAUCUCACGACCCUCGAUUCCGCCGCGUCCUGUGCCGAGUGGAAGGCCGGUGGCUGCCAGCCGAACUACCGCAUCAAUGUGAUGCCUGACCCGUCGUCGUCAUGCGGGCCGUACUCUCCGCUCCCGCUGAACUCAAGUGCGGAAGGCUAUGCUUCGCAGCUUCGGGGCCGGGAUAGUCCCGAGGGACAUGAUACUAUCUCUAUGAUUGCCUUGCAUAGUUCUGGGAUUAUGGCCGCGGGCACCUCGACGAAUGGCGCUGGCCGCAAGAUCCCUGGUCGCGUGGGUGAUGGACCGAUCACGGGGAGUGGGUCGUAUGUCGAUGGUGAUGUGGGUGGAUGUGGUGCGACUGGCGAUGGAGACAUCAUGAUGCGCUUCCUGCCAUGCUAUCAAGCCGUAGAAAACCUGAGAUUGGGCAUGGACCCGAAGACUGCGGCCGAGGAUGCCGUCAGACGGAUGAUCAAGAAGUAUCCGGCCGUGCAGAGCGGGAUAGUGGUCGUCGACAAGGAUGGUAAUCACGGCGGCGCGGGCUCGGGCUGGACCUUUACGUACGCGUAUCGUGGCGGGACGAUGAAUGAGACUGUUGUUGUUCCUGUGGCUCCUCUUGAUAGUACUUCGGAACUCUGAGCGCUCUCGGCGCUUGUGCCAGGCAGUACAUUGUUCUUGAAUGAAAAUACUCCCUAUCAAUGAAAGCUGGUCUAGAAACGUGAUUUCGCGUCCUCAGAGUCCUCUAGGUAGGUGAAGCGGAUGCAAGUGAUACGGUAAAGCAGUGGGAUGAUAUUUUGCAGUAUUUCGUG
This is a messenger RNA of Xylaria bambusicola, 1459 nucleotides long. Its product is annotated as asparaginase. Gene Ontology annotation, biological process: protein deglycosylation. Bases 108 to 1289 code for a protein of 393 amino acids. Lineage: Eukaryota; Fungi; Ascomycota; Sordariomycetes; Xylariales; Xylariaceae. Gene Ontology annotation, molecular function: N4-(beta-N-acetylglucosaminyl)-L-asparaginase activity. The transcript is spliced from 5 exons. The record is from RefSeq and is a predicted model, not a curated record.